Messenger RNA from Schistocerca piceifrons (Central American locust), 2520 nucleotides. RefSeq names its product growth factor receptor-bound protein 2 (gene drk). The transcript is spliced from 5 exons. The record is from RefSeq and is a predicted model, not a curated record. Gene Ontology annotation, molecular function: protein binding. NCBI's taxonomy places the organism in Eukaryota, Metazoa, Arthropoda, Insecta, Orthoptera, Acrididae. Bases 478 to 1113 code for a protein of 211 amino acids.
ACAAUUGAAACAUCUUUGAACUUUAUUUCUGACAGUUAUCAAAAUACAUAUUAGUUUUAAUCGCUAAACAGUUAUAAUACUGGCCUUAUUUACAUAACAAACUUUCGAUUGCGAUAAUACCACGUCCAUCAACAGAAGUCUGUUGACGGGCGCAAGGUAUUCCCUUUCGAUAGUUCAGGAAUGGUAAUGGAUGCCAGUGGGGGAAUAAGUGAUGGCUGAAGUAUUGUUUUUCAAUUAGCUGUAUGAAAAUAUCUUCGGUACCCAGUGUUAUGGGAAUUCAGAAACUGUAAAUGUCAUUACUUUCAGUUUCUGCAGUGUCAAAUAGUAUCAUUGUGCCAGGUUUGUAGUUAAUGCCUAAAGCACGCUUUCAAGCGUUGGAAGGUUUAGUUCCAUGAAGUCUUAGGUACAGUUGUACAGUGAACGCACAGGUGGCAUUUUAGUAUAAUUAGGCUGACGUGAUUUGAAAAUUCUUUUGCAAUGGAAGCAUUAGCAAAACAUGAUUUCAAUGCCACUGCAGACGACGAACUGAGCUUUCGAAAAGGACAAGUCUUGAAGAUCUUAAAUAUGGAAGAUGACAUGAACUGGUACCGAGCUGAACUAGAUGGCAGGGAAGGAUUAAUACCAAGUAAUUACAUAGAAAUGAAAACUCAUGACUGGUAUUAUGGAAGAAUAACAAGAGCAGAUGCUGAGAAGCUUUUACUAAACAAGCAUGAAGGAGCAUUCCUCAUUCGUGUUAGUGAAAGUUCUCCAGGAGAUUUCUCUCUUUCAGUGAAGUGUUCGGAUGGGGUUCAGCAUUUUAAGGUACUACGUGAUGCUCAAGGGAAAUUUUUCCUUUGGGUAGUUAAAUUCAACAGUUUGAAUGAGCUGGUGGAAUACCAUAGAACUGCUUCUGUUUCGAGAUCUCAAGAGGUGAAGCUCAGAGACAUGGUUCCAGAAGAGUGCCUGGUGCAAGCAUUGUAUGACUUCACCCCACAAGAACCAGGAGAACUGGAAUUUCGUAGAGGUGAUGUAAUAACUGUGACGGACCGUACAGACCAGCAUUGGUGGCAUGGAGAAAUUGGAGCACGUAGAGGCCUAUUCCCAGCUACUUACGUUGCUCCAUACCAUUCAUAGCUGAUUUUAUACAUACGUCUAGCCUACAGGCUAUAACUCUCCUUAUAGGAAAGUCAUAUGAACAUUGUAAGUUGUGUGGAAGAUGUAAACUUGCAUUAUUAUUAAUUUUAUUUUAUUUUCAUAAGCUUUAUGUUGUCAUUCUAAUUUCUGUCAUAAUUUUAUAUGGAUUGUUAAAUAUUCAUAAAACCAUGUGAUUCCUAAAUAUACAUUAUCUCUGAAGUGGCCUUUGUAGUUGUCUGAAAGUGAGCUUUUUAAUCAUUGAACUAAUCAUCAGAAAUAUUCUUAAUUUUCACAAUCCAGAAAUGUUCCUUGGCUGUUUUACAUGAUUAGGCACAAGAAACAUACAUACCGUGCUGCAUUCUGCAUUCCUUAAAUUUUAAAAUGCUGCCCUUAUAUUACGACAUUGAAAAACUGUCAUGAAUCUUGUAAAUUUCUGCCAGUUUUAUUAAAGUAUUUUGUAUAUUUUUCCCAGACCUAUUGUAUUUGUACUGGAGUACUCUGUCCAAAUAUUUAGGACGUUAUUAAUAUAAAUUUUAGUCUACGCGUGUAUGUGUGUGUGCGUACUUUUGUAUAUAAUUCCCUUCUGGACAGUAAACAUUGAACGAUCAUGUAAACUUGUUGUUGAUAUCAGUGAUACUGUAAGUGAACAGAUGGCCUUAAUUGUAAGUGCUUGUGUGUGUGUGUGUGUGUGUGUGUGUGUGUGUGUGUGUGCACGCGCGCGUGUGCGCGCGUGUGUGCGUAAGAGAGGCAGAAUAAGGUGUUAAUUGACAUCUACAUAACUUCUGUUAUAGACUGAUAAAUGAUAAAAUUGUGAAAGUGCAUGUUGUACACAUGUCAUCCAAUUGAGGCUAAGCCCAGUUCAAGUACUGUAUCAGUGAAAGCAGAUUGUAAUGCUGUAUGUUUAAGGCAGUCUCCCGUGUGAAUAUUUUAUUUUUCUCUCUUUAAUGACAUCCUUUUUACUCUAGUGGCAGGUGGUUGUGUUUUAAAGAUUGCAGGUUUUGUUGUGUUAGCAUGUGCUAGUAACUUGAGAACCUUAUGUUGUUUUAAUGUUUUAAUUACUUUUGCAUAGUAUUCCAAUUGGUAAAGUGACAAUUUACUUUUUAAAGGAAAGUUAAAUGUGUGUGGAAUAUUUUAUGUUAUAUAAGUGACUGCAAUGCGAAGGACACAUCACUAUGCAGUAUACAUACUUCUCACCAUGCAGUAUACAUACUUCAUAUUGCCCUAUAGAUUUUAACAUCAUACAGUUUUUUUAGCAACCCAGCCCUAAAGCUCUUUUUUGUUUUCAGGUAACUUGCCUGUAUCCCCAAUUUGAAGCAGUAGUUUAUUGUAUCUUUUGUACACAGGAUUUAAUAUGCAGUUCUCCACCAACUUUCCUACACUCAUUUAAAUUACUGAAGUUCUUGAUAA